This is a messenger RNA of Plodia interpunctella (Indianmeal moth), 1583 nucleotides long. RefSeq names its product calmodulin. Bases 350 to 799 code for a protein of 149 amino acids. Gene Ontology annotation, molecular function: calcium ion binding; enzyme regulator activity. The transcript is spliced from 4 exons. The record is from RefSeq and is a predicted model, not a curated record. Lineage: Eukaryota; Metazoa; Arthropoda; Insecta; Lepidoptera; Pyralidae.
ACCCGCCCGAUAUAAAACCGACUAUCCUUUGCGGAUUAAAUGUAAUCCUGUGCAGUGCGUCCCGAGACAUGGACUUCGACGUUCGAGAAACACGCAUAUAAAACUAAACACGAGUGCGGUAAAGAAAUACUAGAAUCGAUUAACGGAUAUGAAAAUACGGUGAAUCGAGUCUACGAUUCGGAACGAUUCGCGACCGACUUCGAAGCGAAUCGCGGUCGCGAGUUUCCCGGCGCGGCCGCUCGCGCGAUUGAGGGCGGCAGUAUCGUUUCAAUCGUCGGUCCGUGCGGUCGCGUUUGCGGCGUAGUCUGUGAUUUUUAGUGUAGCUCCAGAUAAUCCAAGUUAAUCUACAAUGGCGGAUCAAUUGACAGAAGAACAGAUCGCCGAAUUCAAGGAGGCGUUCUCACUGUUCGACAAAGACGGCGAUGGCACGAUCACGACCAAAGAGCUGGGCACGGUCAUGAGGUCGCUAGGACAGAACCCCACAGAAGCUGAGCUUCAGGAUAUGAUCAACGAAGUUGACGCAGACGGCAACGGCACGAUAGACUUCCCCGAGUUCCUCACGAUGAUGGCGCGUAAGAUGAAAGACACGGACAGCGAGGAGGAGAUCCGCGAAGCGUUCCGCGUGUUCGACAAGGACGGCAACGGGUUCAUAUCCGCCGCGGAGCUGCGCCACGUCAUGACCAACCUGGGGGAGAAGCUCACCGACGAGGAGGUCGACGAGAUGAUCCGCGAGGCCGACAUCGACGGCGACGGUCAGGUCAAUUACGAAGAAUUCGUCACCAUGAUGACGUCGAAGUGAGCCGCCGGCUAGUGUGUGUGUGUAAAAAGCAGAGAAUUUAACUAUACAUUUUGUUUCAUGACACACAAUAUUACCAUCGUAUUGGACCUGCAUUUCUCUAGUGUUUGCGAUAAAUUAAAUAUUGUCAUCGUUUGAGUUGGCGCUGCCCGGCGCGGCCGCCGUUUAAUUUAGAUUUUAAAGUAUUCCGUUAAUUUUACUAUGUAAGAAAAAUUUUAACUGUAGCGGUACAAAGGGAAACGAAUAGGUGUGCGUCGCAAAGUGAUGGUUCCAGUCUGGGUUCGUGUCGGCUCAUUAUUUAUAUUUGUGUAUAUUUGUGUCGGUCGCUCCGAUCUGUAAUAUUAUGUAUGUGUGCGUGCGUGUGUUUGCGUCGCGCCUAGGUUAUGCGGUGCUAGCGGCCGCACCUUUCCGAUACAUUUUAAUGUAAAUUUUUUUCAAGUAUGAGAUAUUUAUAAAGUACGUGAAGAUAAAAUUGAAAAAAAUCCCAAAAAAAAUAUACUGUGCCCGUUUCCGCGGCUCGGCCGCCCUCAUCCGUGUACAUUGCAUCGUAAUAAAUGUUUACAUUUAACUAACUCAAUAAACGAAUAAAUUAGAUUUAUUGGUACUGCAUUAAUUGUAUCGUAUCUGUAAAUGACUUGAUAAAUAUUAUAUUUCUAUUGUUGGUGAAACUAAUUCUAUCGAAAUGGAAAGUACUCCGCUCUGUUAUCUCACAUUUGAUUCAUUCUGUUAUUAAAUUUUACAAAAGACAUACUGAAAAUAAAUGUUUCUUCAUUUUUAGGUCAAUAAG